GUUUUUUCGAUCGACCGGACACAGGUUUAAAUACGGUUCCGGUGCACCAACGUGACCACCAGUCCCGAACCGUCCGCCGGUCGAUCAGUAAGCACCGUUAGCACACCGUGUUGUCAGCACCAUCGUCAUGAAGUGGCUGUUCCUGUUGAGCUUCCUGCUGUGCGCGAUGUUGGCCGCGGCCGGCAAGUACAGCUGUCCCGCCUGUCCGGCCAACUAUCUGCCGGUUUGCGGAACCGACGGCAAAACCUACUCGAACGAGUGUGCGCUCGAGUGCACGGUUGGGCCAGCGGUGAAAGUGGCCCGCUCUGGGGCGUGCUAGCCGCACACCAACCGGACACAGCCAGGACACGGUGGUUGGCGGCGAGAACGUGCCGCUAGGACCGUGGGCACCACGCAUACCGAUAGGCGGUUAGGUUUAGUGACAGUUUUAUCCUUCGGAAUAAAAUGAUGUGUGUAUAAUAAAUGUUGGUUGCUUUUGGAUUUUAGAAAAAUUAC
This is a messenger RNA of Anopheles bellator, 495 nucleotides long. Its product is annotated as trypsin inhibitor ClTI-1-like. The coding region runs from base 128 to 319 and encodes 63 amino acids. Lineage: Eukaryota; Metazoa; Arthropoda; Insecta; Diptera; Culicidae. The record is from RefSeq and is a predicted model, not a curated record. Gene Ontology annotation, molecular function: protein binding. The transcript has a single exon.